ACAAUUCAGUUCGUCGUCGCCUGCCUUCCGUUGCGCACACACUCAGUCCGCGAGAUUCUCAGUUCGCGUGCGCCAAAGAUACAGCAAAAAGAAAGCAAGAAAGAUACAAAGAUAUAAAGAUACAAGAUACUCACACCUUGAAACACACACAUACGCCUCGAGUUACCAAAGCUAAAGAUGCAUCUAGCUUUAUAAGUGCCAAGUGUUGAAAAGUGACCAGAUACAAUACCCCAAUACCUUUCCAAGGUAUUCGUCCCCAGUUAAAACCCCAUUAAGAGCAACUACAUACCCUUCAAAAUGCUGGUUGGAUCGCAUCCGUAUUUGUGCAACGGCGUGCCCGCCGCCCCCGCAAAUACCGCUCCAAAUGCCAGUGGACAGACCACAACAACGGCCAGCAAAAGUGCCGCCGGCUCAGCGACGGACUUCUCCAUCGCCGCCAUCAUGGCUCGCGAAGAUGCCUCCAGUCGGGAGUCCUCCAUCCGCAGUGCAAGUCCCAUUUCGGUGGAGGAUGAGGUUGACGUUGAUGUGGUCGACUGCAGCGAUGCCGAGGAGCCACCAACUAAGGCGCGUCGUUUGAACCACCAUCCGCACCACCAGCACCACCAGCACCACCAGCAUCACCAGCACCACCACAAUAACAACAACAAUAAUAAUGUGGCACACAAGAGUCGCAACAGCGGUGGCGCCGCGGCACAAACAGCUUCCGCCGAAACCCAAUUGAACACCAGCUCCACCAGCAGCCAAGGACGCUGCUCCACACCGCCCCAAUCCCCGGGAACGGAGGACAGUGAGGAGCGUUUAACACCGGAACCGGUGCAGAAGGCACCCAAAAUUGUCGGCUCCUGCAAUUGCGACGAUCUGAAGCCGGUGCAGUGCCACCUGGAGACCAAAGAGCUGUGGGAUCGCUUUCACGACCUCGGCACCGAGAUGAUCAUCACCAAAACGGGCAGACGCAUGUUCCCCACUGUGCGCGUCAGUUUCUCGGGUCCGCUGAGGCAAAUCCAGCCCGCCGAUCGCUACGCCGUCCUCAUGGACAUCAUCCCCAUGGACUCGAAGCGGUAUCGCUACGCCUACCAUCGGUCCGCCUGGCUGGUGGCCGGCAAGGCCGACCCCGCCCCCCCAGCCCGCCUCUACGCCCAUCCCGACAGUCCCUUCAGCUGCGAGGCGCUCCGCAAACAAGUUAUCUCCUUCGAGAAGGUGAAGCUGACUAAUAACGAAAUGGAUAAGAACGGACAGAUCGUUUUGAACUCGAUGCAUCGCUACCAGCCCAGAAUUCACUUGGUGCGUUUGAGCCACGGCCAGAGCAUUCCGUCGAAUCCCAAGGAACUGCAGGACUUGGACCACAAGACCUACGUGUUUCCGGAAACGGUAUUCACGGCGGUGACGGCCUAUCAGAAUCAGCUGAUCACCAAGCUGAAGAUCGAUUCGAAUCCGUUCGCCAAGGGCUUCCGCGACUCCUCCCGCCUCACCGACUUCGAUCGCGAUCCCAUGGAGGCGCUGCUGCUGGAGCAGCAACUCCGCUCGCCACUGCGUCUCUUUCCCGAUCCGCUGAUGCAACAGUUCGCCGCCCAGGGUGAUCCCUCCUCGAUGGCGCUGUUCGAGAAGGCGCGCCAGCACCUGCAAAUGUUCGGCGGCAAUUCCCCCUACGCCCAGCUGAUGAUGCCGCAAAUGUACCAAGCGGCGGCAGCGGCAGCCGGACCACCACCCCCGCCCCCGGGCCUGGGCGCCUUCCACAUGUUCCAGCAGCAGUGGCCCCAACUUACCGCCGGCUUUCUGGCCAGCGCCAAUCAGCAAGCUGCCGCCGCCCAAGCCGCCGCUCAGGCUCAAGCGCAAGCGCAGGCGGCCGCCGCAGCAAUGGCCGCCAACCGGACGCCCCCGCCCCCGCCCACCGCAUCCACGCCCUCGUCGACGUCCUCAGGAUCGCCGUCGCCCGAUAUGCGACCGCGCCAGUAUCAGCGGUUCAGUCCGUACCAACUGCCAGGCGGCCAGGGGCCGCCCUCCUCGGCCGCCGGCUCGCCGCCCACGGUCACCGCCUCCCGCAGCCCCGCCCACUAAGUUAACAGCCCUUGCCACCAAGUUCUUGCCACGAGCAGUAUUAAAAAGUGAAUUCACUGGGCCUAAAGGUCGUCUUGAACUCAAAAAAGAUCCUGGAUUACACAUCAUAUAGUUCAAUAACGGUCAACGGUAUAAAUACAACAUUUUGCAUCCGGAUAUAAAAAAUCAGUUCUUGCAAAUGAAAAGCUUGAAUUACUUUUCAGUCCAUGAAAUUGUUUAAACUUUAACUUCAACAAUAAUUUUUCAAUUUAGACGACUUUUAAGCGCAGUGAAACAGAACAGAAAAGAUAGCCAUCUUUUUGAAUGUUGUAAAUUAUUUGUUGUUUAUAUAAAGGCAAAGAAAAAACUUUUCUCUAUUUGUUGUAAAAAUUUUAAAUUAUGCAUAAGCUGUACAGUUCUUCUCACUUUCCCCUAGAGAAUUUUUGUAAUCUAGUUUAAUUUAUUGUACAAAUGUUUCAAUGUUGUUCGCAAACUCAUCUCAGUGUAAAGUUAGAACGAAAUUCACUCAAAAACUAUGCAAAAUAAGCAAAUAUAUAUACAUAAAUAAAACGCUGCACGAUUGUAAACUAUAAA
Molecule: messenger RNA, 2628 nt
Organism: Drosophila yakuba
Lineage: Eukaryota; Metazoa; Arthropoda; Insecta; Diptera; Drosophilidae
Gene: mid
Product: T-box protein H15
Exons: 4
Coding region: 298-2055 (585 amino acids)
Biological process (GO): heart development; regulation of transcription by RNA polymerase II; positive regulation of DNA-templated transcription
Cellular component (GO): nucleus
Molecular function (GO): RNA polymerase II cis-regulatory region sequence-specific DNA binding; DNA-binding transcription factor activity, RNA polymerase II-specific
Source: RefSeq, a predicted model, not a curated record